Molecule: messenger RNA, 2422 nt
Organism: Xyrauchen texanus (razorback sucker)
Lineage: Eukaryota; Metazoa; Chordata; Actinopteri; Cypriniformes; Catostomidae
Gene: cldn30
Product: claudin 30
Exons: 1
Coding region: 269-1192 (307 amino acids)
Biological process (GO): cell adhesion; bicellular tight junction assembly
Cellular component (GO): plasma membrane; bicellular tight junction
Molecular function (GO): structural molecule activity
Source: RefSeq, a predicted model, not a curated record
UACAGCAAAAACUCAGCGUCAGACAGGAAAGAUUAAAGAGAGAAUGUGUGAGGAAUUGUAGAGAAGAAAACACGACAAGGACUAAAAUAAGGAUGUAAUUUCAAGUGAAAGGAAGGAGAAGGCCUCACUAAAGACAACAUAAGAUAAAGAGAAAGAAUGGAGAAUAUUGAAGUUUAGAUGGAGAGCCAAGCAGGACGAAGCCUGCAAAAAACCAACCAACUUCUAACCGUGUGGACAUCUACAAUUUGACCUUGAUAUCAAGUAAGACAUGGCUUCCUUGGGCAUGCACAUGCUGGCCAGUGCUUUGGCCCUAUUGGGUUGGGUUGGAGCCCUCCUGUCCUGCAUCAUACCGAUGUGGCGUGUCACAGCCUUCGUGGGAAACACCAUUGUGACUUCAGAGACCAUAUGGGAGGGCAUUUGGAUGAGCUGUGUCACUCAGAGCACAGGCCAAAUCCAGUGCAAACCAUAUGAGUCCAUGCUUGCACUUGGCUCAGACCUUCAGGCAUCUCGGGCCCUCAUGGUAAUGGCAAUUAUUAUCGGUGCGGUGGGCCUUGUUUUGGCCUUCUUUGGAGGAAAAUGCACUAUCUUCCUGGCCAAAACCAAACGGGCCAAAGCCAAAGUUGCCAUGGCUUCUGGUGUUGCGCUGAUCGUCACUGGCAUUCUUUGCAUGAUCCCUGUCUCCUGGUCAGCUGGCAUUGUGGUACAGGCCUUCUACAACCCACAGAUGACCGAUUCGCAGCGCAGGGAGAUUGGGGGUGCUAUUUAUGUUGGCUGGGGUGCAUCUGUCAUUCUCAUCUUAAGUGGAGGAAUGUUUUGUACCACAAUCUGCAAAGACCAGACAGAGGACGACAGUGGUCCUUCAGUGAAGUACUUAGUUGUGCGCUCGCGGGCAGGGUCUAGCAUGGCAGGCUCGCAGAGGUUGAGGCCUGUUUCUGUCAGGACGAUACAGAACAGCGCUCCAUCUGUGAGGUCCCAAUGGAGUCAAAAAUUCCCUUUGAAUCAUCAGGACAGAUUUCCAUCCACAGGCUCCCAGCACAGCAAGCCAUCAACUACAAAGUCACAGCUUGCCAGAGUCGAGUCAGUGGCAGAGUCUGAGUGGGCAUCUACAAAGUCCCAGCUGAUUGGGGAGGGUUUGAAUCAGACUCCAGCAGCCUCUGAACCUAGGGAAAAUGCUCCACAAGCAUACAUAUGAUGAAGGAAUCCUAGCCCUACCCCUGCAAGACCAUUUUGAACAGGGUCUUGCAUGCACUUGGACAAUAGUAUAUGUAUCUUGCAUAGCACUGUGAAUUGCACAUGAUUUAAAAUGAAGAAUAUUGUAAUGGCUGUAGGUUGUUAUUAUUAUGUAAAAUUCAUAACAAUCUCUUUUAGUUCUUUUAUUAUAAGCACAUUUAACACCAUUGGAGGAUGGCACUGUAAAUUGUAGAAGAGGAAGAUGUAGAUGAAGAUUUGUACUGUGAAUUGAUCUUAGACCAAAAGUAGUCAAGAUUAUUAGAGGGUUAGUUCACCCCAAAAUGUAAAAUGUGUCAUUGUUUACUCACCCUCAUGUUGUUUCCAACCCAGAAAUGUAUGUAGAAUGACAGCCUUAGUCACCAAUCACUUUUAUUGUUUGGCAAAAUAUAAUAUUCUGCAUAACAUCUCCUUUUGGAUUCCAAAGAAAAUAGAAAGUCAUAAGGGUUUGUUGAUUGUGUUUGUUUUGCAGUUAGUUGUAUUUCAGAUAUGCAUUUAUUUCAACCCAUUUUAUGUAUUUAAUGUUUAUAUCUUUACCCUAAAUAAUAUAGAUUCCUGAUUGUAUGGGGUAAAAAACUUUUGCGACCUCACUUUAUUUUUAUGACAUAAGAAUACAAUGUCAGUCAGUUCUAGUUUUUCUCCUUUGUAAAGGAUGCUUCUUCGACAAACAUACAGAAAUAUGUCAGGCUCAUUCAAAUUUGAUGAACCAAUUUCUGUUUGAAUAUAGCACUGCUAUAAUCUUGGCCACACUUUUGAUGAACAAUGGUUUGGUUCAGAUUUUACAAGGGAGGGAAAAGAACACUUUCUUCAUUGUUAGCCUGCCUUGCAUGUGAGCCGCGAAUGGAUUCAGGCCAAACCGGUUCAACAGAGAGUAUCAUCUCAUGAAAAUGCUUCGCAUUUUAUCAGGACAUACAGCACUUUAAAGGACUAAAUGAAGUUUCAGUGUGUGCUAGGGGAGUUCAUCAUGUAGAGAUACACUCUACAUGAUUAGUUCUUUGUGUCUGAAUUAACAGAAUUUAUACAUUUGACUUAAAACUUAACAACCUUAUGAAAUAAAAGUACAACAUUUCCUUCAUGCCAUCUAUACAAGUAUGCUCUUAAAAUGUCUCAUUAGUCAAACUCAGAAUGUGAUUAUUACUGUUUUGAACUUAUCUAAGGUAAACACAAGCUAAUAAAAAAUCUUUUGGAUUGAUCU